Molecule: messenger RNA, 2387 nt
Organism: Humulus lupulus (European hop)
Lineage: Eukaryota; Viridiplantae; Streptophyta; Magnoliopsida; Rosales; Cannabaceae
Product: vacuolar fusion protein MON1 homolog
Exons: 14
Coding region: 210-2096 (628 amino acids)
Biological process (GO): protein targeting to vacuole; vesicle-mediated transport
Source: RefSeq, a predicted model, not a curated record
GGCCCGUAGCCAUACAUACUAGUUUCGGAAUCGGAAUUUACCCACCUACUGGUCAGAGAGUCCUCAGCGACUCAAUUCAAACUCAGAGCCAGAGACUGGCGGACGAGAACUCCUCUCUCUCAAGAUUUCAGCUACCAUAACAGACCUAAUUGAAACCCUAAUUUGCGGUUGGACGAGUCUUCCCCUAAGCUUCCACAGCGCUGUUUUCAAUGUCGUCCAGUUCGGCUUCUUCAAGCUUCGGUGAUGACUUCGUCGACGGAAAUUCCCACCCCAUUUCAUCAAAAUCCGUCGAGGACCAAUUGGCGAGCGUCGCAUUGGCUGAGACCGACGAUGAAAUGGCCUCGGCGCCGCCCAAUCAGGAAAGCCAAGAGGGCAUCCGUUUCGCGUCGGCGAGCGAGGGAGACGUUGAGGCGACUGAAAAUGAUGACGAUGAAGAACUCGUGGGUCGGGUCGAGGAAGAGAUUCGGAGCGAUUCGUGUGCGCCGCUUGGCGGUGUAGAUGAGGUUGGCGAGGGGUUUGGACGAGCUGCUGUCGUUUGGGGGAGAACCAUUUCGGAGAUUGAGGUGGACGCGCCGGUCAGCCCCAGUAGUAGCGGGUAUGCUGGUGAAAGAGGAAGUAGUGGUGCGAGUAGUGUUGAGCUCGAGAUUGAUGAGGUUGGCAAUGAUGAGAUACAGGAGGCGAGGAAUAAUGCUGCUGAGGGCGUUUCGCAUUCACAAGCCUCGUGGGUGCCUGGGAAACGCCAUGUUGAUGAGGAUGAUGCUUCAGUAUCAUGGAGGAAAAGGAAGAAGCAUUUCUUCAUUCUUAGUCACUCUGGCAAACCAAUAUAUUCAAGAUACGGUGAUGAACAUAAGCUAGCUGGAUUUUCAGCAACAUUACAGGCUAUUAUUUCCUUUGUUGAGAAUGGUGGAGAUCGUGUCAAAUUAAUAAGGGCUGGGAAACACCAGGUGGUUUUUCUUGUUAAAGGACCAAUUUAUUUAGUAUGCAUAAGCUGCACAGAGGAGCCUUAUGAAUCUCUAAAGGGGCAGUUGGAAUUCAUGUAUGGUCAGAUGAUACUUAUUCUAACAAAGUCGGUAAAUAGAUGUUUUGAGAAGAAUUCAAAGUUUGAUAUGACAUCUUUGCUUGGAGGAACUGAUGCUGUCUUCUCCUCCCUCAUCCAUUCUUUCAGUUGCAACCCAGCCACAUUUCUUCAUGCAUACACAUGUCUUCCCCUUGCUUAUGCAACAAGGCAAGCCGCAGGUGCCAUAUUGCAAGAUGUUGCCGAUUCUGGUGUUUUAUUUGCAAUAUUAAUGUGCAAACACAAGGUGGUGAGUCUUGUUGGCGCUCAGAAAGCUUCACUACAUCCAGAUGAUGUUCUACUACUUGCCAAUUUCGUUAUGUCAUCAGAAUCAUUUAGGACAUCUGAAUCUUUUUCUCCAAUUUGCUUGCCAAGAUUUAACCCCAUGGCAUUUUUGCAUGCUUAUGUCCAUUAUUUUGAUGCGGAUACUUACUUGGUGUUACUUUCUACUAGUUCAGGUGCCUUUUAUCAUCUCAAGGAUUGCAGGAUGCGUAUUGAGAUGGUCCUUUUAAAGUCAAAUGUUCUCAGUGAAAUCCAGAGAUCCUUGCUAGAUGGUGGAAUGCAUGUUGAAGAUUUGCCUGUUGAUCCUUUACCUCGCUCUAGUGCAUUAUCAUCUCAUCUGAACCUACCCAAACUUCCAACUGAUUCUCCCGAGAGGCUCAGGGACACAUGUGAUGGCAUAGCUGGUCCUUCUGGACUUUGGCAUUUUAUAUACCGCAGUAUAUUUUUAGAUCAGUAUGUUUCUUCUGAGUUCCCAGCACCAAUUAGUAGUCCUAGGCAACAGAAAAGAUUAUAUAGAGCAUACCAGAAGCUUUAUGCUUCAAUGCAUGACAGAGGAAUUGGACUCCACAAAACUCAGUUUAAAAGAGAUGAAAACUAUGUUCUGCUUUGUUGGGUCACUCAAGAUUUUGAACUUUAUGCAGCAUUUGAUCCACUUGCAGACAAGGCAUUGGCUAUAAAGACUUGCAACCGUGUUUGCCAAUGGGUGAAAGAUGUUGAAAACGAGAUAUUUUUGCUUGGAGCAAGCCCCUUCUCGUGGUGAUAAAUAUUCCAAAAACUUCUGUAGCGCACAGCAUGUACUAUAUCGUUUUUUUUUCUUCAUGAUUUAAUGAAAUUCAAGUAAUAGUAUAUUUCGUUUUGUUCCCUGUUCACACGUAUUUGCAUAUCAACGAGUAGGGAACGGGUUUAGUGGUUUACUACUUUCCGAGGGAUUUUUUUUUUUUUUUGCUAAUAGCUUAUUUUGAAAGAAACAAAACCUGUACUCAAUUAUUCUCUCUAUACACAUUUGGUGCUAUAAACGAUGCAAUAAAUGUCGGUUGAUCGCUUGCUUGGA